CCGAAACCUUCAUCACCAGCCCCUGAGGCUAACCGUAAUCGCUCAUGUCUUCCUCCGACUCUACACCACAAGCUUCCGACGCGAUACUUGAGGUGAAUCCGUACGAAGGCGACAAGAGGCUCUCACAUGUCGAGGCCGAGGUCCUCUGGGAGUACGCGAAGCUCGCACACCACGUCAAGGAUCUGACUAGUACGGCUCGCCGACUCACCGAAGGACCCGAUGCGCAGCUGCUCGCAAAGCUGAGGGUGCUCGAGUCUAAGAUCGGUCUGGUGUUCACCCUCUUGAGAGCGUCAGUAUGGGGCGUGAUCAACGAGCAGGCUCCGCUUGAUGCCGACGCGGACCAGGACCAGGACGUGGACGCAGACCUGGAUGUGACCGCCCGAUACGCAGACUCGUCCGCCGAUACGACCAUUCGACGGUGACGCAGCGAAGAAACGACGCGCUUUCCUUCCCUCCUUCCUUCAUUCCGAGCGGCGCACUUCGGCCCUGGUCCUUUGUAGCAUCAUCUACCCACUAUACCAUGCUCUGGUCCUCUGUAUCAAUAUGCUAAUGAACAUUGACGAUCGCGGUUUCUCGCUUCAUCGGAUGCACAGCGCAGGAGAAGAAGUCUAAUAUGCAUGUGUAUCCAGAUGCGUAUGCGUAUGGCCGUACGUCGGGCGCUUAUCUGUCAAGCUCGCACAUGCUCGGCGAAGUUGCCUUUAAACGACAUAUGUUCGUGACUCAUUCGGAGGGCCUGUACUUAAGGCCUGUGGGGCGGACGGCCUUGUGACUCGACUCGCUCUUACUCCAUGUCGUCCCCUGCUAACAAGUUUCUCUCAAGCCCCAAGACUGUCGCCAUCGUCGGUUGUCCUUUCGGAGGGGGCGGGAUACCGACUAAAGCUGGUGUCGAUAAAGGUCCGAGCCACAUUGUUGACGCAGGUCUCGUCACCCAGCUUGAGGAGCUUGGUUGGAAGGUGGAGUUUGAUGGGCACCAGCGCUUCGAGUCGCUGGUUCCAGAGAACGAUCCGCCUAUCGGCAAACUGAAGAAUCCGCGGACGGUCUCAGCCGUGUGCGAGUCCGUGGCAAAGGUCGUGGGAGGGCACGCCAGAGCUGGACGGCUGCCUGUCUCGCUCGGAGGCGAUCAUUCUCUUGCCAUGGGUACCAUAUCUGGAACUCUGGAUGCUUACCCCGAUGCGUGUGUCAUCUAUGUCGACGCUCACACAGACAUCAACACAGUCGCCACCACCGACAGCGGAAACAUGCACGGCAUGCCCGUCUCCUUCCUCAUGGGCCUCAGCAGCGGGGUCGAUGCGUUCGCGUGGCUGAAGGGCGCCUUGCGUCCCGAGCGGAUGGUGUACAUCGGCCUGCGCGAUCUCGACGCGAGCGAGAAGCGGAUCCUGCGCGAGAACAGCAUCAGGGCGUUCAGCAUGCGCGACGUCGACAGGCACGGUAUCUGCCGCGUCGUCGGCAUGGCGCUCGACCGCGUCAAUCCGGACAGGGACAGGCCGAUCCACCUCAGCUUCGACAUCGAUGCGCUCGAUCCGUCUGUGGCGCCUUCGACGGUUUUGCCGGUUCAAGGUGGUCUUACUUUCCGUGAAGGACAUAGCGUAUGUGACGCGAUUCACGAGACAGGCCUGUUGGUAGCCCUUGACUUGGUGGAGGUGAAUCCUUCCAUCGGGGAUGUUAAAGACGUGCAACAGACGGUUAGAGUCGCAUGCUCGCUGAUACGCACCGCUCUUGGCGAGACUCUAGUGUGAUGUAGCGCAACACAGUAAAAUCUUUGUACUUCUAGACACGGUAUCUGAUGAUCGAUGUUGUUCAGAUUUAUUCUUUUGGUGACGCCCUUGAACACAAUUUUCUAAAGAUAGCGACAAAGUAGCUCCAGACCUUCAGAGCUCCACACAUCACGGAAUCAAUUGCGCGUCUCUUGAGACUGUCCUCAAGUGGAUAACCGAAUGCGCCUGUACUACAAUACCUUUCGGGACUGUACUACCUUGUGUGGGGUGGCGUGUUCGUCAUCUCCAGGCCUCAACACCACGACCGCACACCACACAUCCAUCGUGUCCUAUGACGACUUCAUGACUUAACUUGCUAGAGCAAGCCACGCAAGAACGUACACCACUCAUCAUGUCAUUAUCUACUAAUUCGUUCUCCGGACGUAAGACUGUCGCCAUUGUUGCGUGUCCGUUCAGGGGCGGAACGGCACAGACUGAACCUGGAAUCGAAGACGGCCCUGUCCAUCUGGUCGAAGCAGGUCUUGUCGGCCAGCUCGAGGGUCUCGGACACAAGGUACAUUACGAUGGGCAGAUUCAGCUUGAACCACUCGCAGAGGGUGGAGAUCCGCCGAUUGGCAAGAUCAAAGAACCGCGUUUCGCCGCUGCUGCUUGCAGGACUGUGGCGAGUAUUGCUGGAAGAUAUGCCAAGGCUGGGCAGAUUCCAGUUACGCUUGCUGGUGAUCACUCUCUAGCCAUAGGUACCAUAUCAGGAACACUGGAUGCUCACCCCAAUGCGUGUGUCAUCUGGGUGGACGCGCAAGCAGACAUCAACACGCUAGAAACCACUCAACGUGGCAACAUGAGCCGCAUGCCUGUCUCCUUCCUCAUGGGCAUCGGCGAGCACAUUGAAGAGUUUGAGUGGCUCAAAGGAGUGCUUCGUCCGGAACGUCUGGUCUACAUUGGCCUUCGCAACGUCGACGCGCCUGAAAUGCGAAUACUACGCGAGAACGGUAUCAAGGCUUUCAGCAUGCACGAUGUCAACGAACACGGGAUCCAUCGCGUCAUGGACAUGGCGCUCGACCAUGUUAACCGGGAACGGGACAGGCCAAUUCAUCUCAGCUUCGAUAUGAAUGCGCUCGAUCCGUCGGUAGCUCCAUCCACGAACUUGCCAGUUCAAGGCGGCCUCACGUACAGUGACGGGCACAGCAUUUGCGAGGCAAUCCAUAAGACCGGUCUUUUGGUGGCCCUUGACCUAGUUGAUGUGAACCCGUCCAUCGGAGAAGCCCAAGACGUGCAACAAACGGUCGAAGUCGGCUGCUCACUGAUACGGACCGCACUUGGAGAAAAACUGCUCUGAUUAUUGUACGUGAAGGCUUGAGAUCAGCGCCAACAUUUAUACCGUUGUUUCCAGCAUUACCGUAAAUUAAUAUAAUUCAUCUGUGACUUUGACGAUCAUCUACAAU
This is a messenger RNA of Coniophora puteana RWD-64-598 SS2, 3157 nucleotides long. Its product is annotated as Ureohydrolase. Bases 789 to 1736 code for a protein of 315 amino acids. The transcript is spliced from 22 exons. Lineage: Eukaryota; Fungi; Basidiomycota; Agaricomycetes; Boletales; Coniophoraceae. Gene Ontology annotation, molecular function: manganese ion binding; arginase activity. The record is from RefSeq and is a predicted model, not a curated record. Gene Ontology annotation, cellular component: nucleus; cytoplasm; cytosol.